Molecule: messenger RNA, 1641 nt
Organism: Exophiala oligosperma
Lineage: Eukaryota; Fungi; Ascomycota; Eurotiomycetes; Chaetothyriales; Herpotrichiellaceae
Exons: 2
Coding region: 1-1641 (546 amino acids)
Source: RefSeq, a predicted model, not a curated record
AUGUUCCAACAACAUCCGCUCGACGUGAACGUGAAACUUCUCCGCCGCUUCUACGAACCAUUGACUCUUCUUAGGGUGAUGGAUCCAACUCGUGGAGCACAGCGUCCUGAUUUGACAUUGGACCGUGGCUUGGACGAGCAGUCAAAGUUUUGGCGCAACUUCCUCGAUCAGCUUGCAUUCCUAUGUGAUUUCGAAAAGGGUGGGGAUACGGUGACUGCUGUUGCCGUACAACGGACUGUUGAAUAUCCAAUCUUUUCCCUCGCAUCCAACUCAAAAUCGAGGACCAAGGCAGGAGCCCAUCUCCGCUGGAUUCUCGCCUCGCUCGGACAGUUACAUACGACCGAAAAGACAGCCCCUCAGGUGGAAGAUGAGAUGACCAAUCGAUGCAUCGAAUUUAGCCAUCGAAGGAUCAAGGUAUAUUCUGCAUGGCUCGUUCGCGCCAUCCGAAACGCUACGAGGACCAUAGGUGAUGUCGGGAAUGCUGAAGAUGCAUUUAUUUUAAGGGAAUUUCAGCAAUUGGAGAAUCUCGAAUCAACUCCUCAUCAACUAUGUUCACAUGCUCACGCUCUCCGGAGAAGUAGAUUUCUGGAAAUCCUUACCAUCCGGCACGUUGCACACUCACAUCGUGGGGUCUGGUCUGACAUUCGUCAUUAUCUCGGGCGAUUAGGAUCCUGGUCGAAGGCCGUGCGCAUUUUGAUCCUUGGCGCCGCGACGUUUCCUCAGCGGAUUGAAAAUGCCCAAGUCGAAAUCAUUGGGACAAACGGGCCAGCUGAUUUGCCGAACAAGCAUCACUUGACUGAUCUCAACGGUGUCGUGAAACGCAUGGUUCCCAUCGACCAAACUGCUAUGGUUGCACAGUUAAAUCAAGCACUCUUGGAAGCCAACGCGGUUGCUCAAGUCGAGGACAGAUUUCGAGAGGAGUACGCGCAUAUCAAGCCCCGUCCACACGCUGAAUUACUUGUUCUCGAAUACUUCCAUCGUAAUGGACUUGACUUCGCCACAGAUGAUAGAUACAUCGGGUGCAGCAAGCCUUCAUGCUACUGCUGUCACAUCUAUAUGCAAUGCCACCCCGGCCGAUUUGCGCCCCGGCCCUGUCAUGGGAAUCUGUGGAUCCACUGGGCCCCUCCGUACCCGCUUCCACUUGCUGACCGUGGUGCGCCGAGGAACGCAGUCCGGCCACAGGGACACCAUACCUUCAAAAUGCUGCAGGAAAUGCUUAUUUCCAUCCGCCGAGACUUACAGGAACAAAUAUUGUCUAGGAGACCCAAGAGAGCAAGGCUACCAGAUUCCACAACUGGAAUGUCCAGUGUCGUGCUUGAUGUAGACGCACUUCUAGCCUCCGCUCAAAACAUUGGUCAGUCCCAAGACGGCCACGAUUACGAUGGUACAAACGAUCUCAGUGGACCAGCGUCGGUACCGAACGAUUUCGGGAGCGAGACUACGGGAGAUGGCGCACUACACGAAGACAUAUCUAAAACCGAACAUGACCUAAACGACAAACAGGAAAAAAAGAAAUCUCAUGAUAUGCAACAUAUCGAACCAGAAGCCCUUUCAGAAGGCGAUGACGCAGGAAUCUUACUGUUCUGGGGAAGAGAGACUCUUGUCUCAUCAGAGACAGGUUCAGAUAUAGAACACAGAUAG